Elgaria multicarinata webbii is the source of this 996-nucleotide messenger RNA. RefSeq names its product PSMC3 interacting protein (gene PSMC3IP). The transcript is spliced from 8 exons. Gene Ontology annotation, biological process: meiotic joint molecule formation; meiotic strand invasion involved in reciprocal meiotic recombination; homologous chromosome pairing at meiosis. Gene Ontology annotation, molecular function: recombinase activator activity; double-stranded DNA binding. Bases 45 to 716 code for a protein of 223 amino acids. Gene Ontology annotation, cellular component: condensed nuclear chromosome; DNA recombinase auxiliary factor complex. Lineage: Eukaryota; Metazoa; Chordata; Lepidosauria; Squamata; Anguidae. The record is from RefSeq and is a predicted model, not a curated record.
GCUUCCGGGUUUAUCCUGCAGGAGUCUCCGCCGCCGAAGUCAGGAUGAGCGGAGGAGGGAAAGCUCGGGAGGCGCCCGCGGGAGCUGGAGAAGGUGCGGCCGCCAUCCUGCUGCGUUAUCUUCAGGAGCAGAAUCGGCCUCACAGUGCUCAGGAUGCGUUUGGCAACUUACAACGAGAGCACGGCCUGGGCAAGACGGCUGUAGUGAAGGCACUGGAACAGUUGGCUCAACAAGGGAAGAUCAAAGAGAAGGUGUAUGGGAAGCAAAAAAUUUAUUUUCCAGACCAGGAUCGGUUUGGUAAUGUGAGUGACUCAGAACUUAAAGGCUUGGACAAUGAGAUUUCGGAACUGUCCUGCAAAGUGCAGACUCUCCAACAGAACUGUCGUCAGAUGGAGUCAGAACUGAAAGAAUUGAAGGGCUCUAUGACAACACCAGAAAUGGUUAAGGAGAUUGAAGAGUUAAAAAAAGAUUGUGCCAAUUAUACAGAGAAACUGGAGCGAAUUAAAUCUGCUGCCAAUCAUGUGACCCCUGAAGAGAAAGAAAAGGUGUACAGUGAGAAGAAGCUAUAUUGCAGGGAAUGGCGCCGCCGGAAGAGAAUGGCAACGGAGUUACUUGAUGCAAUCCUGGAAGGCUACCCAAAAAGCAAGAAGCAGUUCUUUGAGGAAGUUGGCAUUGAGACAGAUGAAGAUUUCAAUGUUACUUUGCCCACCGUCUGAACCAAGGACUCACCCGUUUUAUGAAACAAUCACCUACUUAACACUCAAGUUUCAAUCCUUCAUAUUCUACAUUGCUGUAUAUUUUUGAAAGGUCUUUGCAUUCAAUGGGGAUAAGCUGACCUUCCUUACUGCACUAUUAUUUCUUUUUCCAGCACUCCUCCCUAGUCCUGUCAGGCUGAUUGUGAUUUUGUUUUAAAAGCUGUUAGCCUCCCUACACAGGAUUACCAAUAAGCACUUCAGAAAAUUGGGGUGGAGAGCACACAAUAAAUACUUGAAUUAC